Girardinichthys multiradiatus is the source of this 1263-nucleotide messenger RNA. RefSeq lists its product as uncharacterized. Gene Ontology annotation, cellular component: mitochondrial inner membrane. Gene Ontology annotation, molecular function: ATP:ADP antiporter activity. Bases 91 to 987 code for a protein of 298 amino acids. Gene Ontology annotation, biological process: mitochondrial ATP transmembrane transport; mitochondrial ADP transmembrane transport. Lineage: Eukaryota; Metazoa; Chordata; Actinopteri; Cyprinodontiformes; Goodeidae. The transcript has 4 exons. The record is from RefSeq and is a predicted model, not a curated record.
UCAAUCGGCCAUUUCGUCGGUGCAGGCCAUCAACCGUUAAGGGAAGCGGGGAUUCUGGUUACCUGAAAGGCACAUCAAGAAUAUCGCAACAUGAGUGAGCAAGCUAUUUCAUUCGCCAAGGACUUCUUGGCUGGCGGUAUCUCCGCUGCCAUUUCCAAAACAGCCGUCGCCCCAAUCGAGAGAGUGAAGCUUCUCCUUCAGGUCCAGCAUGCCAGCAAACAGAUCACCGCCGACAUGCAGUAUAAAGGCAUCAUGGACUGCGUUGUCCGUAUCCCCAAGGAGCAGGGAUUCGUUUCCUUCUGGAGAGGUAACCUUGCCAAUGUCAUCAGAUAUUUUCCCACCCAGGCCCUCAACUUUGCCUUUAAAGACAAGUACAAGAAGAUCUUCCUUGAUGGCGUCGACAAGCGCACCCAGUUCUGGAGGUACUUUGCUGGUAACCUGGCCUCUGGAGGUGCUGCCGGAGCCACCUCUCUCUGCUUUGUGUACCCCCUCGACUUCGCCCGUACCCGUCUGGCAGCUGAUGUGGGAAAAGCGGGAGCCGAGAGAGAAUUCAAAGGUUUGGGCGACUGUCUGGUAAAGAUCUCAAAGUUAGAUGGUGUGCGGGGCUUGUACCAGGGCUUCAACGUGUCUGUGCAGGGCAUCAUCAUCUACAGGGCUGCAUACUUCGGCAUCUAUGACACAGCUAAGGGUAUGCUUCCAGACCCUAAGAACACCCACAUAUUGGUUAGCUGGAUGAUUGCACAGACUGUAACGGCUGUUGCUGGCCUUACGUCAUACCCCUUCGAUACUGUACGUAGACGUAUGAUGAUGCAGUCUGGACGUAAAGGAGCUGACAUCAUGUACAGUGGGACCAUUGACUGCUGGCGCAAGAUCGCACGUGACGAGGGUGGCAAAGCUUUCUUCAAGGGAGCUUGGUCCAACGUGCUCAGAGGCAUGGGUGGCGCCUUCGUGUUGGUGUUGUACGAUGAGCUGAAGAAAGUCAUCUAAUUCUUUGUCACGUCACUGUCCGAUUUGGCUAAAUGUAUUAACUUUCCAUUUCUAUGGACUUUGCAUUCUGCCUUAUUUAUGGGAACAACUAGCAUCUCACAAAGUAGCUGUGAGAGGUGGCUGUAUGUUGUGCAUCUUUGAUUUUAAAACGUUCCACGCCCUCUUUACCAAUGUCAUUCCAAAUAUAAAAAAGAAAAAUAUGAGUACCUCCUUGUGUCAUUCACUAGGUUUGUAUGGUCCCAACUUGAAUAAAUCUAUCCUGAGGAACAACCUUAA